AUGCAGCGGACGGUGGUCACCAUCAACAGCAAUGGCCGCCAGUCGGCGAGCUUCAUUCGCGUGGCCUCGGCCCUGGGAUGGCAGGUACGGGCGCAAAUGAAAGAGCUCAACGGCCUCGUCGCAGAAGAGAUUUCCCAGUUGCCCAAUGUCACCGUCUACGUCGGCCGCCUCGAAGACCGCAAGUUCCUCGACGAUUUGUUCAAGAGCGCGCAGUGUGCCUUCAUCAACACGACGCAUUGGGGAGACGAGGUUGCCAUCGGCAGAGCGCUUGCCGAUGCCGCCAAAAAGGCCGGCAUCCAGCACUACAUCUACAGCAGCAUGCCCGACCAUUCUGUGUUUGGCAAGAACUGGAGAGCGCUCCCCCUGUGGGCACCAAAGUUCACUGUCGAGCAGUACAUCCGCCAAAUUGGACUGCCGGCAACUUUUGUCUACUGCGGCAUCUACCACAACAACUUCACCGGUCUCGACUUUCCUCUUUUCCGCAUGGAGCACCAGAACGACGGCAGUUUCGUAUGGCGAGCACCUUUCCACCCCGACCAGAAGCUUCCGUGGCUUGACUCGGAGCACGACAUUGGCCCCGCCAUCUACCAGCUGUUCAAGGAAGGACCACGAAAGUGGAAUGGUAAACGCAUCCCGCUAGCCUUUGAAGUCUUGACCCCGAAGGAAGUCUGCAGGGCCUUCAGCCGCGGUCUGAGACGACCCGUCCAGUACAAGCGGGGGCCUAUUGUGAUCCAUUGCCCUACUCCCGUCGGAUACCGUGAGCAUCUCUCGGCACUGGAGUCGACGCUGGCAGAAAGCGCAGCUCCCUACUUCGGCCCUGAUCUUGAAAAGGACUGUCCCGGCGUCGCGCUCGAGCUCUGGGAAGGCAAUCGCGGCAUGGAAGAGUAUGCGCAAGAAGUGUUUCCGGUGGAAGAGGCCGCGAAUGGCCUGACCUGGAUGGAGGAGGGCGAGGUCUUUCCGCAUUUUAAUGGCGUUGUGGGUUUAAUUGAGCAGCUCAACCAGUCGCGGCUCUAG
Molecule: messenger RNA, 1014 nt
Organism: Paraphaeosphaeria sporulosa
Lineage: Eukaryota; Fungi; Ascomycota; Dothideomycetes; Pleosporales; Didymosphaeriaceae
Product: NmrA-domain-containing protein
Exons: 4
Coding region: 1-1014 (337 amino acids)
Source: RefSeq, a predicted model, not a curated record